Molecule: messenger RNA, 708 nt
Organism: Oenanthe melanoleuca
Lineage: Eukaryota; Metazoa; Chordata; Aves; Passeriformes; Muscicapidae
Product: guanine nucleotide-binding protein G(I)/G(S)/G(O) subunit gamma-11
Exons: 2
Coding region: 219-440 (73 amino acids)
Biological process (GO): G protein-coupled receptor signaling pathway
Cellular component (GO): heterotrimeric G-protein complex
Molecular function (GO): G-protein beta-subunit binding
Source: RefSeq, a predicted model, not a curated record
GUUUAAAGGCCGGAGCGGCGCGGGGCAGGGGAGCAGGCGAGCCGGCAGGGAGCGGCCGCCGAGCAGCGGGGCAGCUCGGGCAGCGUGCGAGAGAGCCGGGGGCGGGCCGGGGGCCGGCACACAGCCCCGCCACCGCCCGGGGGCUCCGGCCCCGGCGCCCUCGCUGCCCAGACGUAACCUCCUGUCCUCGCUCCCUGCGCGCCUCGGCAGUGCGGACCAUGCCAGCCAUCAACAUCGAGGACCUGAGCGAGAAGGACAAACUGAAAAUGGAAGUGGAGCAGCUGCGGAAAGAAGUGAAGCUGGAAAGGCAGCCGGUGUCCAAGUGCUCCGAAGAGAUCAAGAACUACAUCGAGGAGCGGUCGGGAGAGGACCCGCUGGUGAAGGGGGUUCCCGAGGACAAGAACCCCUUCAAGGAGAAGGGAGGCUGUGUCAUCGCUUAGAAGGGAUCCCGCGCCUGCCCGGAGCAGACACUCCUCCCGUACCCCUAGGGAGUCACUAGCGUGUCCCCACCGCCGCCGGUCCGUGUCGAACAAGCACAGGAGCGGAUUCCUUUCGAUGUUCUAUUUCUCCUUCCAAAAACACAGAAACCCGCGCCAAAGCCGCCGGGCAGGGCCGGCUGCGCCCCUGGCGCUGCGCGGGGCCCGCUCGCCACCCGCUUGUCGGUCGCUUCAUGGCUGUUCGCUGGCAUUAAAGAGAACCUGCCCGUAA